Molecule: messenger RNA, 2399 nt
Organism: Anguilla anguilla (European eel)
Lineage: Eukaryota; Metazoa; Chordata; Actinopteri; Anguilliformes; Anguillidae
Exons: 4
Coding region: 150-2399 (749 amino acids)
Biological process (GO): microtubule cytoskeleton organization; regulation of transcription by RNA polymerase II
Cellular component (GO): microtubule
Molecular function (GO): DNA-binding transcription factor activity; calmodulin binding; RNA polymerase II cis-regulatory region sequence-specific DNA binding
Source: RefSeq, a predicted model, not a curated record
CGCAGUCCUAUUGGAGUCUCUGCACGGUCACGCAGUCGAGGAAUGUGGUGUUCGAUCAAGAUUCCAAAGACCACGUUGUACGUUGGAGGAAAACGCUGGUGUGGAUUGUUUUCAAAUGGUAAACCUAAUCUCUCGAACCGAGAGGAAAGAUGUCUGGAAGCAUGUCUGAUUCCGUGUCCGUUUUCCAAACCCAAGUUGCUUCUGUUUUGGAGGUCUUGCUUAACGUUGCAGUGGUGGAAAUAACCAAACUUUUCGAGAGCGGCUGUGUUGCGUCUGAGGGCAGUGGUGUUUCGGGUGCGAGGACAACCCCCAAGACGCCACUGUCUGUGCAGGACGAACUAAGAACAAGAGCUGAAUCUGUGCUGGGAAAUUUAAGAAAACAUAUACACAGCGCUGGAAUACGAGUCAGAGACGCUUCUGAUGGGGAGCAGGCCUUCCCUUCAGCCGAGGGCGGGGCUGUGUUUUGGGAGGAGGGUGGGGAACACACGAACGCCUCCCGAACUGCGGUCGUGAAGGUAGAAGGACCGCCGUCCAUUGCCGUGGAAUGCCAGCUGGCAGGCGCGCAGCAGUGGGAGUCAUCCCCCUCAGCGGCGCCCCCCGCAGGCCAGAGCGAUACGGGCGGCGUUGUCACGGCAACGGGCCCGGCGGAGUCUGGAGCCCAGGGAGCUGUGGAGGAAGAGAAUUCUUUCCCGAAACAGAAGUGCUCUGAAGAAGACCCUCGCCCGCAGCCCACACCUGAGGGGUCAGAACAGGACGCACGGGUCACACCUGUGAAAGAAGAACCUGUGACACUGCCCAUAACUGUAAAAGAGGGUGGGUUUACUGAACUCACACCUGUAAAAGAGGGCGGGGUUACUGAAUUCACACCUGUAAAAAAUGAGGGCGGAGUUACUGAAUUCACACCUGUUGAAGAGGGUGGGGUUAUAGAACCCACACCUGUAAAAGAGGGCGGAGUUACUGAAUCCACACCUGUAAAAGAGGGAGGGGUUAUAGAACCCACACCUGUAAAAGAGGGUGGAGUUACUGAAUCCACACCUGUAAAAGAGGGAGGGGUUAUAGAACCCACACCUGUAAAAGAGGGUGGAGUUACUGAAUCCACACCUGUAAAAGAGGGCGGUGUUACUGAACUCACACCUGUAAAAGAGGGAGGGGUUAUAGAACCCACACCUGCAAAAGAGGGCGGAGUUACUGAAUCCACACCUGUAAAAGAGGGCGGGGUUACUGAACUCACACCUGUAAAAGAGGGAGGGGUUAUAGAACCCACACCUGUAAAAGAGGGCGGAGUUACUGAAUCCACACCUGUAAAAGAGGGCGGAGUUACUGAAUCCACACCUGUAAAAGAGGGAGGGGUUAUAGAACCCACACCUGCAAAAGAGGGUGGAGUUACUGAAUUCACACAUGUUGAAGAGGGUGGGGUUACAGAAUUCACACCUGUUGAAGAGGGAGGGGUUAUAGAACCCACACCUGCAAAAGAGGGUGGAGUUACUGAAUCCACACCUGUAAAAGAGGGAGGGGUGACAGAAGUCUCACCUGUAAAAGGGGGUGGGGUUACAGAGCCCACACCUGCAGAAAGGGGCGGGGUAGCGCAGCCCUCUCCUGGGAAGGGCGGGAGGAAACGCAAGGCGGGGCCGGGCCCCGUGCCGCGGGGCUCCCGGCCCUGUAAGGCCCCGCGCGACCCGGGCCCCGCGCUGGCCCCUCCCCCUCGGGGCGCGGCCGUGGAGCGGGCGGGCGCGUGCGGGGGGGAGCGGACGCUGAGGCCCUGCUCCGUGCGCCUGGUGAACGUCCUGCUGAUCUUCGGCGGCGGCGGCGGCGGGGGGGUGCGGGGCCAGGCGGGCCGGGGCAGGAAGGGCGCGUCGCCCCUGCCCAAGGACCUGCGGCCGCACCAGCGCCUGCACACGGGCAAGCGGCCCUGCUGCUUCACCGCCUGCGGCAACGGCGUGUGGCGGCUGCAGUCCCGCGCCCACGCCUGCCAGCUCUGCGGCAAGAAGUUCAAGCGGCGCAAGGUGCUGAAGCGGCACCAGCGCUUCCACACGGGCGAGCGGCCCUACAGCUGCCCGCACUGCCGCAAGGCCUUCGCCCUGCGCAAGAACCUGCGGCGGCACGAGCGCUUCCACACCGGCGAGCGGCCGCACCGCUGCGCCCGCUGCGGCAAGGGCUUCCGGCUCCGCGCCAACCUGAAGAGCCACCUGCGCUUCCACACGGGCGAGCGGCCCUACGGCUGCCCGCUCUGCGCCAGGCGCUUCCGCGUGCUCCGCAACCUGCGCAGGCACCAGGCCGCGCACGAGGGCGGCGCCGGGCCGGCGGCGGCAAUGGCAAUGGUGGCGGCAGGGGCGGUGGCAGCGGAGGCGGAGGCGGCGGCGGCGGCGCCGAGGGCGGACCGACAGGCGGAGACACCGUAG